Messenger RNA from Knipowitschia caucasica, 276 nucleotides. Lineage: Eukaryota; Metazoa; Chordata; Actinopteri; Gobiiformes; Gobiidae. The record is from the annotation of a GenBank genome assembly.
AUGGACGCUUUUCUGUUCAAGGGAUCUUCUCGUGCUGAGCGUCUUAUUGUCCGAGAACCCGAAAGUGGCUUUUGGCGGCAGUUUGACAAUGAUGGCCUCAACGCGGAGGUUUUUCUGAAGCAGCUUUUGGACAGAGCAGUUCUGCUGCUGCUGCUUCCUCCGUCUGUCUCUGAGGACUUUUCCAAAACUCCACAUGGGACAGACCCGGACAAGACCACGACUGGACUCUGGCCUGGAGCAGUUCGGCUCCAAACUCAAAUCGAUGUGAAGGACUGA